Paramecium tetraurelia is the source of this 7443-nucleotide messenger RNA. RefSeq lists its product as uncharacterized. The transcript is spliced from 13 exons. Gene Ontology annotation, molecular function: adenylate cyclase activity. The record is from RefSeq and is a predicted model, not a curated record. Lineage: Eukaryota; Ciliophora; Oligohymenophorea; Peniculida; Parameciidae. Gene Ontology annotation, biological process: adenylate cyclase-activating G protein-coupled receptor signaling pathway; intracellular signal transduction; cyclic nucleotide biosynthetic process.
AUGAGCAAUUCAAAAGAAAGACUUAUUAAGUGCAAUAUUCAUCCUUAAUUUCAGCUGCAUUUCAGGAAAGGCGAGGUCAUCAGGCUUGACGGAUACUCUACUUAUUCCAAUCGCAUUAAUAGAACAUCCUCCAUUUUGUCUAUAGUUGUAUUUGCUCCUUUUAGAAUUGCAAGGAAUAACAUCAUUUAUAUCACUCUGUCUAUUAUUUCUUUGAUUAUACUUGCUUCUAUAUGGUCAAUGUAAUUAUCUUAAUAUUGUAGAGAUUCACCACAAUAUGAAUUUUAUUUCAUCUUCUCCUUUUAAAUAUUAGCCCAUAUAAGUGUUGAGUUGUACAAUAAAUUCAAAAUUAAUGGGCUAGACAAUAAACUUAACAAUCAAGAAAAUAAAAUAUUGAAAUAAUGGGAUGAAUGUAUAAGCAAUAAAGAGAUCUUAAAGCGAAUCAAAUAAAAGGCAUCAUAAAAACCUAAGAAUGAUGAAAUUAAAGAAAAGGACCGUGUUAUUCAAAUAAUGAAUGAUCAGUUAUAACGUCAGUAAAGUUGGAAAAGCAGGUCUUCUGUUCAAUCCUAAUUUUCUAGGCAAUCAAUCAAUUAAGGGAGACCUGCAGGAUCUCCAAGGUAAGAUAGAAUGGAUAGGAUGGGAUCAAGAGUAUCAAUGAUGAGUCCACUCAUUCAUGAAGACAUGAUUAUUAAAAAUGAAUUAAAAAUCAAAUUUGUAUAGGAUCCAGCUAUUAGAAAGUUCAUGCAAUAAGUACCUUGUAUUUUUGAGAAAAAUACUUCGCGUUCAAAAAAGAUAAUCGAUUUGAAAGCUGCUAAUACUGCUGACAAAAUUGAUCUCAUUAAAUCUAUCACAGCUGCCGAAAUUAAAAUAGGAGAUGUUAUCAUAGUAGAAAGGAAUCAAAUAGCUUCUUGUGAUAUUCUAGUCUUGUAUUGUAAUGAUGAAAACUUUGCCAUUUCCAAUUAACUAUGCGAAUAUUCAAACACUACCAUUAGAAAACCCUUGGUUCAAAAUAAAUUUGACUCUCAUAAUCUUGUCUUAUUCAAAAAGUCCUUCACUGGCAACAUUCAGCUAAAUGAAAAUGCUAAUAAUAUUUCAGGAUAUUUCUAACUCAAAAAAGAUCCAUAAUCCAAAGUUAUUGAGGAUCAAAAUUUUAUUUUUGCUCAAGAAAAAUUAUUAAACACUCCUUGGGUAAUCGGGAUUGUAAUCUAAGUUGGAUUGAAUUGUCGUUGUUAUAAACAAUUUAAAAUUAAACCUCAAGUUCCUAAUUAUUCAUCAAGAUUGAUUAUGUCAAUGAUUUUGCUCUACUUUGCCUUUUUAAUAUCUAUGUACAUCAUCACCUAUUAGAAUAGAUUUGUAAAUAAAUAUUAAGAUAUGAUAUCCUACCUAGUUUAAGAUUUAGUUUACUUAUUAUUUUUAUUGCCUCAUAGUUUCAAAUUAUACUAUGACCUAAUUUAAAUAUUCUAAUAACGUAUUAUUAAUAAGAUUAGUUAAUUGGAAAUUAAGCAGAUCAAAGCCUUUCAUCCAGAAUACUAUCAAUAAUAUAAGCGUUUGACUAUGAAUUUAGAUUCAUUAUUAGAGGGAACAUUUGAAUUAAGGGCUAUUAUUUGCAAUUAAAGAAUUUGUCAUUGUAGAGAACAUGACUUAAUGAUGUAAGCUUAAGUCUAUGCAACUUCAAUCUCUAGCUAAAAUAUCUUUAAGUCUGCUGAUUCUAAAGAUGAGUCCAAAAUUGUUGAUAUUUAAGCAUCUUAUACUAAUUAAAACUAAAAUACUAAACUAUAAAAUAAUUCAUAAAAUUCUGGCAGAUAUUUAGAAGAUGAAAUUUUUAGUUAUGAAGCACAAGAAGAAAUGGUUCUUAAUAUCCCUUAAUCUGUUGGUUUUAGACUAAUAAGCAAUUUUACUAUCAACGAUAACACUCAAUAAGAAUGCAAUGGACUGAUAUAGCAUUAAAGUAUUAAUCCAGAUAAAAGCGAGUAUUAAGCGAAAUCCAGCACUAACAAAGUUCAUCUUUCGAUGUAAAGCAAAAGUGUAAGGUAGAUGACUCUAAAGGAUAGCAGAUAUGAUAAGAAAUCUGUAUUGUUAAAUGAUAUAAUCAAAAUAAUUAUAAGCGAAGGCGAAAUCUAUAAUGUUAUAUUGCUGUAAUUAGCAAUGAAUCAUAUUUCCUAUUCCAAACUCACAUAUGGUUAGACAGGAGAAGAAAAAGUUAAAAAUACAUAGGUAAAUUUGUUGGAUGAAAAACAAAUCUACAUUGCCAAAGCGUUUGGAUUUGAAUUCAUUUGUGUAAAUAAUGUUUAGAAUAUUUCAGCAUAUGUUGUUUAAAUAAAUUAAAAACUUUACUCAUUUAAGUUAAUUGAUUUUCAAAUUCACCACCAUACUCAGAGGCUCUAUAUGCUAUUUGAAUUAGAUCCUGAUUUUGAAAAGCCAUUAAAUGCUGAAUAUAUUUUAUUAGUAAGAGAAGCAAAUUAUAAGAAAUCUGACAGCUAAGAUGAAAACAAACUUAGCUAAAAGUCGUCAAUCAAUUUUUUUAGUUAAGUAGAUUUGGAGUAACUUCAUUAAAUUCAUUACUACUCAUGCCUCCUUAAUCAUGAAGAUGCUGCAUAUUAUGUUAAUUAAUAAUAGCUCUAAUAUUAGAACACUUACGAAAGUGAAGAAUUUAUUUAUAGUUAUUUGGAGCCCUUUUUGCAAUUUAACAUCACCUUAGGCUUUAAAUAUAACUUAAAACCAAAAGCUUAAGAAUUCAUAAGAAAUUUUGAAAAAUCAGAAUUAUCAUUAUUCUUUUAUACUGAGCAACACUUUUCUUAUGCUUACUCAACUAUUCAAUAGACAGAUAUAUAGACUCAUUUUAAAUUAAUUUUUGAUCAAGAGAAUGAUGAUGAUUUAAAAGCUUACUUAAAGAAAUCUUUAUCAUAAUUUACAUAAUUAUUCUCUGAGUAAAAUAAUGUAUCAAAUUCUUAAGUGCAAUCGUUUAAUAAAUUAGUCAACCCCAUAUCCUCUUAACUUUCAAACAAGAAAGUUUAGGAAGAUCUCAAUACAACCACUCCAAUUACAAUAAUGCUGAACAGUUAAGCAUGUAAAAUUAUUGAAAAUAGCAACUAUAUGGCGAACCAUAUGAAAUUGCUAUUUUCCUUGUCAAAAGUAAUUCUCUUGUAUGGUGCAAAUAAUAAAUCUUUGAAUUUCAUAUAAAACUUGUUUGAUGAACCAAAUUUAACAUUAAAUUUGAUUUUUGAAAAUCAAACAUUAUUAAAAUGCCAUCUAGGAUAACAUUUAUAAAUCGCUUUAUUACAAGAAUUCAGUUACUUUCAAAAAGUAAAAUAUGAAAAUAUUAAUAAACAAACCUUUUUCAAAAAUAUGAUACAAUCCCUGAAAGUUAGAUUAAUUUAUGAAAGAUGUCUCUUUAACGAAUUAUUAAUUUAUCACAAUUCUGAUGCAAUAUUACAAGGAUUUAAUGAACUAAAUGAUCUCUUGUUUUAUUAAGUUCCUUUAUUGAACAUAUUAACAAAGUAUUAGUUUUUGAUUGCUUUUCAGAGAACUAUGUAUUUUUCAUCAUUUGCUAUUACUGUUUAUAUAACCACGGUUUGGUUUUUUAACAAUUAAAAGAAUUUAAUCUUGGAAUUUCUAUUUUAUUCUUAUGUGUACUCCUUAAUCAUUUAUAUCGUUACUUCAAUAUAAUUUAUUAAAUAGUAAGGUCUAAAUACUAAAAGAGACCAAUAUCAAUUGAAAAUUAUAAAAUCAAUAAUUAAUUAAUCGAAAAAUAAGUCCUAUUAUAUUUAAAUUGGAAUUAAAUCAAUUAUUCAAGGCAUAAUGACUUAACUGAUAUUUAUCUAUUAAAGUUAAAUCUAAUCAGUAGAUGUUGUUAUUGUUUAUUGUUUUCUUUCAAUAACACUAAAUGAUUUAAUUAGUUUGCUACUUUAAAUCGGUUAUUAAUUAAAGGUUGCUGCCUUUAUAAUUUACAGUUUAUCAUAUUUAUUUUAUUUAUUAAUUCAUUUUAACAUUGUAGCUCAAAGCAUAGAGUUUAAAUUUGAAAUUACAAACUUGUUUGAAAUAUUACUAGUAAUAUUUGUAUUUUAAGUAAGUGAAUCAUUUUUUUAACAUCUUUUUGUUUUAUAAUUACCUGAAAUGAAAGAAUUAUUUCAAAAAAUAGCAAAUUCCAUAACUCAUUAAAAAGAAUCUAUCAACAAAAAACAAACAUAAAUUUUAAAUUUGCAAAGAGAAAUAAAUAAAAUCUUUGAGAAUAUUGAAUAGGUGGAUUUUAAUCUAUAAAAGCUCUUACUAAGUUAAAAGUAAUUGUUUUAGAACUUAGGUUAAUGGUAAUCCUAAAUAUUUCAAAAAGCUCAAUCAAUAAUGAAAUGGAAAAAUAAAUCAAGAAUCUAAGGAUUAUAAUUAAUUUUCUUUCAUUGUUAGAUGCUCAUUAUUAUUUAUUCUUAGUCUGCUACUAGUUACUAUUUUCUCAUCACCUACAUUGUUUACUAAAUAUUUUUAAUAGUGAUAUUUGUUUUUUAAUUACUAUAUCAUUUGAAUUCAAGAUAGAUGUAAUAUUUAGAAUUAGUUAAAUACAUGAUGUCAGGAAUAGCCACAUUUAUGGCAGUUUUUGGAUUAUCAAUAACUGAAAUGUCAUCAUAUUAUCAUACAUUUUCUGAAAUCAUUGUUACUUUUCAAAUAUCUAGUAAACUACAUCCAAUUUACGAUAACAGAUUAUAUUUAAUCCCAAUAAUAAUUGUAUUAAUUGCAUAUUUUGUCAUAUUUUUAUUGAAUGUUGAUAUAAGUCCUUACUUUGUCAUAUUUAAGAUAUCCAUAAUUUUAUUCUUUUCAAUAUAAUAAUACAUAAUCAAAAGCUAUGUAAUUAAUAUAAAUAUAUAGUUUAUUUUACUUGAAGAGGAUUAAGCUACAAACUAAAUAAAUUUUAUUGAAGAAAACAAUAAAAUAAAUGAUAUUUUGGGAAUUUUGUUGCCUAAAUUUGUUAGACAUCGUCUAAAUGAAACUGAUUAAUAUAACAUCCAUUAAAACUAGGGAAACGUAGCCAUUGUAUUUUGUGAUAUUUGCAACUUCGAUUAAAUUAUAAUGGAAGAGUAAGAAAAUAUAAUAUCAUUUUUGGAUGACUUGUUUCGAACGUUUGAUAAAUAUUGUGAAAUAUGUGGUGUUUAGAAAAUUGAAACUGUUGGUAAAACAUAUAUGGCUGCAGCUGGGCUUAAAGCUUGCGAAUAAGAAUUAGCAUAUCUAUCAGAAAUUCAACCUGUUUAAAGAGCUCUAAACUUAGCAGAAAUGAUGAUUACUUACAUUAGAUCAAAACUAUGGGGCCAUUAAAGUUAGCCUUUAAUUGGUAAGAUUGGGAUUCAUUAUGGAAGAGCAAUUUCUGGUGUUAUAGGAUUUCACAAACCAUAAUUUUCAUUAAUUGGAGAUACAGUCAACACUACAAGUAGAGUAUGUUCAACAGGUUAAGAAGAUAGAAUCAUCUUAUCAGAGAAGGCCUUUGAAUAAUUAAAAAAUGAAAAAAUAGAGUUUGAAGUGAGAUAUGUUGAAAUGAAAGGUUUAGGAUAAAGACCUACUUAUGUUUACAUUUAGAAAGGGAAUACAAAAAAUUAUAUUGCUAAAAAUUCUAUGAAUAAUAGUAACAGCAGAUAAAAUACAAUUAACGUUGCAAAUAGAGUGAGAACUUAAUCAUUUUAGAAAGGAGGGUUAAAAAAGAGAUCUAUUGCAAUCCAAGAUAAUUUAAAUCAACGCUCAAAAUAAUUAUUACAAUUCUAAUUAUCUUGGAACUUCCAACAAUAAAAUGCUUAAUAAAAUUCUCAAUCGUUGUCUGAAGAAAAUAGCAUUAAAAAUGGAUUAUAGAAUUCCUUAUCCUUAUCCAAUAAUAAUCUCAAUCCCUUAUAAAAAGACCAUGAUCAUGAUGAUAGAUUGAGUAGGAAUAUCAAAAAACCAGAACUUAUUCAACAAUUAGCAUGUGUAUUUCAUCGCAAAUUUCACUUAGAAGAGUAUUAACCAGAAGUAGACCAUUAUAUUGAUUACGAUUAAUUAUUAAAUGUGAUUUUACUAAAGAAUGAGAAUGGAUUAGAAGAAACACUAAUUCUGCAAAAUUCGUUUCUAUCUUUACUAAAAAGAUCCUAUAAUUCAAAUUAAAAUAAUUAUUUGGAAUAUCAUGAAUACAUUUAUAAAUAAUCAGAAUAAGUGACUAAUAGAAUAAUUUAAAUUUACUCAUUCUAUUACCUUAUCAAACAGUUUUGCUUGAUUGGAGAAUAUAAUGAUAUUUCAUUACCUUUAAUAAUACUGUAAUGGAUUGGAUGCACGCUAAAUAUUAUAUCUUUAAUGAUUUAUAAGAAAAGAAUGAUAGGUUAUUGGGUAUAAUUGAUUUAUAUAGGUUUGAGUUUUUAGCUUAUCAUAGCUGGCGUUUUUGUGAUUGUUGAUAUGUCUUUGUUUUUAAGAUAUUCUCACAUCAUAGAAAUGAUAUUUAUUCAAUCAUUUUUUAGCAAUAUUUAAUUAUUGCAUUUUUGGAUUAAAAUUUUGUUCUGCAUUUGCUCCUUUAUUUUUGAAGCCUUUGUCUUGAUUUUUUCGAAUGAACAUCGUAUAUCACUUUUUUUUGCCUUCAUAGUGAUGAUUUAUAACAUAAAUUAUUGUUACUUUUUGGAAGAGUAACAAGUGGCUUGUUUCAAUUAGAAAAAUAUAUUUUAAAGCCAACAAGCUAAAGAAUCAUAAUUAUUAUAGUACCUACUUCCUAAGCAUAUUUUACAAACAUUCCUUGAUGAUAAUAAUAGAACAAGAUGUUUAAGUGACAAAAUAGAGAAUGUUACAAUUUUAUUUGCUGAUAUUGCCGGGUUCACUGAAUAUUCGAGUAAGGUUACACCUGAAGAAGUCUUGCUUAUGCUUAAAAAUCUGUUUGUUGAAUUUGAUCGAAAAUGUUAUGAAUUGAAUGUUUAUAAAUUAUAUACAAUUGGCGAUUGCUACGUGGCAUUCGGCAUGAUUGAUUAUAAUGAAAGAAAUCCAACAGAAGAAGCUAAAAAUAUUGUAGACCUAGCAUUUGAAAUGAUAAGAAUUAUAGAAGUUGUCAGGAAAUAAAUCAAUUUUGAUGGACUUGAUAUGAGGAUAGGGAUUCAUACAGGGUGUGUUUUAGGCGGAGUGAUGGGAACCGAUAUAGUGAGAUACGAUAUCUAUGGACCGGAUGUGUUAAUUGCAAAUAAAAUGGAAUCCAAUGGCAAAAAGGGAUAGGUUCAUGUUAGUGAAAUUACUAAAUAAUUGCUGGAGUAAGAUUAUGAAGAUGUUUAUUCUUUUACCUUAAAUACCAAAGUUACACUUAAUGCAAUUAAUAAAAGUAUAGAUGGCUACAUCAUUGAAAAUUUGGCAGAAGAUGAUUUUCCAUCAGAUUAGAUUAAUUCUUAAUAAAUUUAAGUUUAAUCUUUGCAUUCAGAGCAUUGAUUUAUGAUGUUAUUCUAGAUUAUCUUAAUUUUAGUCUUUAUUUCU